Molecule: messenger RNA, 794 nt
Organism: Effrenium voratum
Lineage: Eukaryota; Dinophyceae; Suessiales; Symbiodiniaceae
Source: the annotation of a GenBank genome assembly
GUGGCUCGCUAGAAGUCCUUCUGGCUCAAAAGCAAACCUGGAAGAUCUGCAGUUGCUGUCGCUAGUGAUUGUUCUUGGCAGCCAUGGCAUCAGAAGCAACUCCCGCGCCUCUCUACCAAGACCAGUUUGUGGAGAUCUACGCGGACCACUUGAGCAUCAAGACUUACUACUUCCCCUUUGGCCAGGACACGCGGGUUGACCUCCCUUCCGAAUCCGGCACUGUGAGCUUUGCCACCGACCGAGAUCUCGGAUUUACCUGGAAGGACAAGAAGUCCUGGGGUAUGGCGUUCAACAAUGUUUGGUGGGCGCUAGACUUUGGGCGAGAGUUCCGGCAGCGGCACUUGGGCAUUGUGAUCACUGUGGGGGACCACCGAUUUCGAAAAGGCUUCAGUGUCGAAAAGGAGGAAGCCGCCUUGAAAGUUCUUGACUCCUUGUUGCCAAGGACUAAGCACCCGCAAUCUUCAUGAGAGUUGUGCGGUGAUGUGGUGCUUUUAUGAGAUCUGGUCAUGGGUCCGAUGGGCAAUUGCUCACUCGGCUCUGUCAGACAGGCUGAGUGAGGUACAGAGCCAGUCGCUUUGAGCGCUUUGAAAUCUUAUCUCCGGAAGACCUUUUUUUUCCUGAACAUAUCCCACAUGUGUUGGAGAACAAGCAACAUCAAACAGAGGUUUGGGAUUGGAAACGGGCCUAGCUUUGUGUGCAGGAUGGCUAGCCAAGGGUCCACCUGUACAGCGGUGCGAGACCCCGGGAAGCCGCAGCAAUGAAGUCAUUUGGGUGUGGCUCAAAAAAGUUCCGGA